UCGGGUCAGUUCAGUCAGCAGUCAUCCACGCAUCUAUCUAUAUUCCCUUUUCUUAAAUUAGCCACUUUAAGCUUCGCGAUACCGCCCCCAAUUUCAGCGUCGGUACGGAGCCGCCAGGCCGGGACAGAGACGGAGAGAGAGGCCUCGGCCAUGGAAGCGCUCGGACCCGGCCCGCCCGCCCCUCCCUCUCUGUUUCAGCCUCCACGGCGUCCCGGCCUCGGCACAGUGGGGAAACCCAUCCGGCUCCUGGCCAACCAUUUCCAGGUGCAGAUUCCCAAGAUUGAUGUCUAUCACUAUGAUAUCGACAUCAAGCCUGAGAAACGGCCUCGGAGGGUCAACAGGGAGGUGGUUGACACCAUGGUGCGGCACUUCAAGAUGCAGAUCUUUGGAGACCGACAGCCUGGCUACGACGGGAAGAGGAACAUGUACACAGCACAUCCACUGCCAAUUGGGAGAGAUAGGGUGGAUCUGGAGGUGACCCUGCCAGGUGAGGGGAAAGAUCAGACGUUCAAGGUGUCUUUGCAGUGGGUGUCUGUGGUCAGUCUUCAGAUGCUGCUGGAAGCCCUGUCGGGUCACCUUAACGAGGUCCCCGAAGAUUCGGUUCAGGCUCUGGAUGUCAUCACACGGCAUCUGCCUUCCAUGAGGUAUACUCCUGUGGGGCGUUCGUUUUUCUCCCCUCCGGAGGGCUACUAUCAUCCUCUGGGUGGAGGAAGGGAGGUGUGGUUUGGUUUCCAUCAGUCUGUCCGUCCUGCCAUGUGGAACAUGAUGCUCAACAUCGACGUUUCAGCCACAGCUUUCUACCGCGCGCAGCCUGUGAUUGAGUUCAUGUGCGAGGUGCUAGAUAUACAGAACAUCAACGAACAGACCAAGCCACUGACUGACUCGCAGCGUGUCAAAUUCACCAAGGAAAUAAGAGGCUUGAAGGUUGAGGUCACACACUGUGGUCAAAUGAAGAGGAAGUACCGUGUGUGCAAUGUGACACGAAGACCCGCUAGCCACCAAACGUUCCCCUUACAACUUGAGAACGGCCAAGCCAUGGAGUGCACAGUAGCUCAGUAUUUCAAGCAGAAGUACAAUCUGCAGCUCAAAUAUCCACAUUUACCCUGCCUGCAAGUAGGGCAGGAACAGAAGCACACCUACCUUCCCCUGGAGGUCUGCAACAUAGUAGCAGGCCAGCGCUGUAUCAAGAAACUGACGGACAACCAGACAUCCACCAUGAUCAAAGCUACAGCUCGCUCAGCCCCCGACAGACAGGAAGAGAUCAGCAGACUGGUCAAAAGUAACAGCAUGGUUGGGGGCCCGGACCCUUACCUGAAGGAAUUUGGCAUUGUGGUACACAAUGACAUGACAGAAGUGACAGGGCGUGUUCUCCCAGCGCCCAUGCUGCAGUAUGGGGGCCGAGUCAGUACAGACACAGGGCGGGACUGUGGCAGGGGACUAUCUCCGCAGAAUAAAACCGUGGCCACGCCCAACCAGGGCGUGUGGGACAUGAGGGGUAAGCAGUUCUACGCGGGCAUCGAGAUCAAGGUCUGGGCUGUGGCCUGCUUCGCUCCACAGAAACAGUGUCGAGAGGACCUGCUCAAGAGCUUUACUGACCAGCUGCGAAAGAUCUCUAAGGAUGCUGGGAUGCCCAUUCAAGGCCAGCCAUGUUUCUGUAAAUACGCCCAAGGAGCUGACAGUGUGGAGCCCAUGUUCAAACACCUCAAGAUGUCUUACGUAGGUCUGCAGCUGAUUGUGGUCAUCCUGCCUGGCAAAACCCCAGUCUAUGCUGAAGUAAAGCGGGUGGGUGACACUCUUCUUGGCAUGGCAACUCAGUGUGUGCAGGUGAAGAACGUAGUGAAGACGUCCCCUCAGACCCUCUCCAACUUGUGCCUCAAGAUCAACGCCAAGCUGGGAGGCAUCAACAACGUCCUGGUGCCUCAUCAGAGGCCCUCUGUGUUCCAGCAGCCAGUCAUCUUCCUGGGUGCGGAUGUCACACAUCCCCCAGCAGGUGAUGGGAAAAAGCCGUCCAUCGCGGCGGUUGUGGGCAGCAUGGACGGCCACCCCAGCCGAUACUGCGCCACGGUGCGAGUCCAAACAUCUAGACAAGACAUUUCCCAGUGCCCUACUCCCCCUCCUCCGUCUCAUCAGGAGCAGCUCUUCAGCCAAGAGGUAAUCCAGGACUUGACCAACAUGGUGCGAGAGUUGCUUAUCCAGUUCUACAAGUCCACACGCUUCAAGCCCACACGAAUCAUCUAUUAUCGUGGCGGUGUGUCUGAGGGACAAAUGAAACAGGUUGCGUGGCCGGAGCUGAUAGCCAUCAGGAAGGCCUGUAUCAGUCUGGAGGAGGAUUACAGGCCGGGCAUUACCUACAUUGUGGUUCAGAAACGUCACCACACUCGUCUCUUCUGCUCUGACAAAGCUGAGAGGGUUGGGAAGAGCGGUAAUGUCCCAGCAGGAACCACUGUGGACAGCACCAUCACACACCCGUCUGAGUUUGACUUCUAUCUGUGCAGCCAUGCUGGGAUUCAGGGCACCAGUCGUCCCUCCCACUACCACGUCCUGUGGGAUGACAACUGUUUCACUGCCGAUGAACUGCAGCUCCUCACCUACCAGCUGUGCCACACCUAUGUCCGCUGCACACGCUCCGUCUCCAUCCCAGCACCGGCCUACUACGCCAGGCUAGUGGCUUUCCGAGCCCGCUAUCACUUGGUGGACAAAGAUCAUGACAGCGCUGAAGGAAGCCACGUGUCGGGCCAGAGUAACGGGCGGGACCCCCAGGCGUUGGCCAAGGCAGUUCAGAUCCACUAUGAUACCCAGCACACCAUGUACUUCGCCUGAGCUAAAGAGCACGUCAGCCGGUCCACCCGCGGAUUCCUUUUCUUCUUGUACUGUCUUUUUAUCUUUCAUUUGCCAGUCUCUCUUUUCUUCUCCCACAUCUCUUUCUCUCCCUUUAUCUGUCUCUUUCUCUUCACAAUCACUCUACAAUUUCUGAAUCUGCACCCAAGCGGCUCUCGGACAGGGAAAUCUGCUGUGUCUCGAUGUCCAGCAGGUUUUUUAUUUCAAGGAACAAUCUCCAACCAGCGUUCCAAUCGAGCCGCCUCUCAAACCAGCAAUCCAGCACUGUUAACCCUGAGGGUUUCCAAUGCACAAAAGGAAAAAAAACGAAAAAACAAAAACAAACCAUACAUACACAUACUACAAGUUGAGCCAUUAUUUUUGAGUUUGUUUUUGUUUUUUCUAUUUGAAUGUCUGCACUCCUGUGUUUUGUAAGAUACACUGAGCAAGUGAGUGGACUGGCACAAUGUGUGUCAGCACAGCUCUUAGCUCUCCCAGCUAAGCAGGACUCUUAUCUACUUUUACCUCAAAGCCCCUUUGGGCAAAAUCUGUCACAAGGUCUUGGGUUUAUUGGGUGGUUGGGAGGGAACUCUACAUGAAAAGAGAUGGAGGGGA
Molecule: messenger RNA, 3432 nt
Organism: Perca flavescens (yellow perch)
Lineage: Eukaryota; Metazoa; Chordata; Actinopteri; Perciformes; Percidae
Gene: ago4
Product: argonaute RISC component 4
Exons: 19
Coding region: 151-2820 (889 amino acids)
Molecular function (GO): RNA binding; protein binding
Source: RefSeq, a predicted model, not a curated record